AUGUACAUGUACAUCAAGACAAAGUCUCGGUCGACGCCUACCAUCUCAUUACAGCGACGUGUGGUUGGCGGCGAGCUGACGUCCAAGGGAGACUACCCCUUCCUCAUUUCCUUGUGGUAUAUGAAGGAGAAUCCCUUCACGAACAACACCAAGUUGCACCACGUCUGCGGGGGAGCUCUGAUAGACCCCAGCUGGGUGUUGACUGCGGCACAUUGCUUCGAUGCUCGGGUGUUGCCGGGUAUUGACGUGAAGGAGUCGUGGAAGGUAGUUGCCGGAAAAUUCAAUCAGGUGGCCGACGAAGACUCCGACCAGUUCCGCACCAUCACGGAAGUUCAUAAGUACAGCGGCUGGAACAUUAAAAAGCUCCUCGGAGACGCUGCCUUGUUGAAGCUGAACGAACCCGUGGAUUUAUCCAGGGAAGAUGUUUCCGUCAUCAAGCCGGAUACCGACCCCUCGUGCGCCGUGGCAGGAGCUGAUUGUUAUGUCGUGGGGUGGGGACAAGUAACUGAGGCACCCUAUGGCUACGGGAUGUAUAUCCCGGUGGUGGCAGAGAUACCGGUUGUGGACACACAGACUUGCAAGGAGGCGAUGAAGCCAGAGAACGUGGAAAACCGCACCAUCGCCAUCGACGACAGCCUGGUGUGUGCCGGCCACGUGGAGGGAGAGGUGGACGCUUGUUCUGGGGAUUCCGGAGGGCCUCUGGUGUGUGUGUGCGAUGUCGCCGAGGUCGUGAGCGGUAUCGUCUCUCACGGUCACGGCUGUGCCAGGGAAAACCUUUAUGGAAUCUACACUCGAGUGUCUCUUCUGAAAGAUUGGAUUGAAGACGUUAUUGGUGGCAAAGACCAGGCUGGCCAGCCCCACACGGAUAAGAUUCAGCUAUAAGAUGAAACACAAUACACAGACAAGUUAAUCAGCUGUACCACGACAUCCAAUUAUAUCAGCUUUAAUCUUUAUGUAUUCUAAAACUGUACCAUAUGCUGUGAACAAACUAAGAAACCAAACGUAAAAUGAGAGUUUAAAAUUUCUAUUGUAUUCAGAAAGAAAAGAUGUUUUCUGAUAAAACGUGUACUAUCGUUAAACCCAUUUCCAUCACAGCGUGCAUGCUGCAUUGCGUUUAGAUUGUUCUCAAAAUACGAAAAUGAGUUUUCUACCUUAGGUUAUAAGGUUGGAAAGUCAUUGAGAUGGGAUUAUUUUAACUUUUAACAUCUGAAUAGAAGAGAAAUAUUUCGCGUGAUGCCAUUUAUAUUCAUUUCAAGUAAAAAACCAACGAUGAACAGAAGUAGAUCUAUUUGCUUUGCACGUGAUUCAUUCUGGUGUUUCCAUGAGACAACUGAUAGAAAUUCAUCAGUAUCUACAUUGGGACAGACAUGCUGUAACGGAAUACCUCAUUAAAUAAUAUAUAGAUAUAAUGCCAUACAUAUAUACAAAUGAAAUUGAAUAAAAUGUGCUGAACUGACAA
This is a messenger RNA of Haliotis rubra (blacklip abalone), 1459 nucleotides long. RefSeq names its product trypsin-like. The record is from RefSeq and is a predicted model, not a curated record. NCBI's taxonomy places the organism in Eukaryota, Metazoa, Mollusca, Gastropoda, Lepetellida, Haliotidae. The coding region runs from base 1 to 882 and encodes 293 amino acids. The transcript has 6 exons. Gene Ontology annotation, biological process: proteolysis. Gene Ontology annotation, molecular function: serine-type endopeptidase activity.